AUGCCACUCGCUCCCUUGCCACCGUGUCCCGUUAUCCGAGCCUCCAACCUGAAUAAUGGGUGUGUGUCUUCGAGUACCAGCACACUUGACGGUCCAAAGAAAUCCCGAUCUAUCCUUGAGUUCCCGGUUGAAAUUCUGACGAACAUCGCCGUCGAAUUAGCAAUAAACCAUCCCAGCCAGCGGUAUCGUGCUUUAAAGACUAAUCAGUUGGGAAAGCUACUUCGCAUAGAAGCUAGGAAAUCAAACCUGAUUGAGUUCAAAGAGCUGUUGAAUUUCGGGCUGACUUGCAAGUAUCUCCAUUCGAUUUGCGAACGGAUUUACCAGAAACAAGUAGUCCUCACUCUGCCCUCCACGAGACAUACGUUGAGUCAAUCACGACGAGACCAGUGCGGCCGAGCUCAUAGCGCUUCUGGCUAUCCAUAUACGAGAACAAUUGAAACCCAUGACUCAGUUGCCAGAGGCUGGUCCGGGGCCCAAAAUGUGAACUGGUUGUUCAUUUCGAACCAGGCUUCCUAUCAACCAAAGUAUUCGGCAAUGUUUUCAGGUCUGGUUAGCUCUACAGCUAGACUUGCCAGGUCUUUUUCAAAUCUCAAGUUCCUAUGCCUUUCCCGCCUGAAUGACGAAACCAUCUUAUCGUGUUUAGAAAGAGGAGUCGGAAAAAACUUACAGGCGUUGUCUAUUACUCUCUCAGAAGUGGAUGACUCAGAGUCGUCGCUCCGAGGUCUGGCUAUUCGUAUAACGCGUUUAAAGACGAUCUCCCACCUUCAAGCGAUUCAACUGAAUGACAUAGAGCCUACCUGGGUCGGGCUAAUCAACCAAGUUAAUAACCUCAAAGAGAUUUCCCUUCAUAUCACCAACUUCACCCCGAAAAUUGUGCAACUUCUUCAUAGCCACAAAAGUCUUCGAAAGCUGGAGAUUUUUGGAGGACUUCGAGAAUCACGUACGGGCCCAGCAUUCUUUCAGCUGGUUCACCGAAAGUUCCCCGAUAUCGAAGUGUUCAAGUGCGGGCUUCACUUCGCGGGGAAGGAAAAUUUAUAUCAUGGUGAAGUCAACCAAUAUGCCACGGCACUGGCACAAUUUCCAUAUCUUAGACAAUUUGUCUUCAACCACUUCAAUUUCCCGCAUCUUUUGGAUCACUCUUCUGCUGCCACCGAUGUCGUCCUUGAAAAGUUCCGCUGCUAUUCAGCACCCUAUCUACUCGAAUCACAAAGCCUACGGGAGCUAAUUUCUGUAGAUUUCUCAGAUCAGAAGUCAGUGAGUGGUAUAUCAGCUGAGAAAACUGGUUUUAAUCAAGAUAAGCACAAAACACCAACUUCCGCAUGGGCAAAAUCCGGUGAAUUUCCUCCUAAAUGUGUUUUCAAAGCCUGGAAUCUCGGCGGAAAUCAAAGCGAGCCGAUGUCGGACCUUGCCGGGAAGGCAGAUAGCCUUCCUACUGAUGAUGAAUCAGAAUGCUCUAAUGGACCUACGAUCAAAAUGCGAAAAAUUCAUGACGUCCGAGAAACAAUCAUGGUCUCAUUCGAACAUCGUUGGGCAAAAAUUGAUUGA
Puccinia triticina is the source of this 1545-nucleotide messenger RNA. RefSeq lists its product as uncharacterized. The transcript has 2 exons. The coding region runs from base 1 to 1545 and encodes 514 amino acids. The record is from RefSeq and is a predicted model, not a curated record. Lineage: Eukaryota; Fungi; Basidiomycota; Pucciniomycetes; Pucciniales; Pucciniaceae.